Messenger RNA from Heterocephalus glaber (naked mole-rat), 5638 nucleotides. It is a transcript of the gene Esyt2, whose product is annotated as extended synaptotagmin 2. NCBI's taxonomy places the organism in Eukaryota, Metazoa, Chordata, Mammalia, Rodentia, Bathyergidae. Gene Ontology annotation, biological process: lipid transport. Gene Ontology annotation, molecular function: phosphatidylinositol binding; phosphatidylcholine binding; phosphatidylethanolamine binding. The record is from RefSeq and is a predicted model, not a curated record. Gene Ontology annotation, cellular component: endoplasmic reticulum membrane.
GCCGCACCGCCCACCUCCUGGCCGUCCCACUGAGCCCUUGAGAGCGUUGCUGACCGGGCCCGGCGUGCUCACGCCGCGCACCGCCCAUUCAAGGCGGGGCGGGCGAGACCCCUCUGAGUUGCGCUGGGCGGGGCCGGUGGGAGGGCCUCGGCCGCGCGGGCUGUUUUCUCAGAUCGUCGCUGGCGCGCGGGGCUGACUGAUUCAGGGUCUACACAAGCGCCGCGCCCACCUCGGCAGGCGAUGAGUGGCUCGGGGGACGAGGCCCCGCGGGCCGGCGCGGGGGGAACCGGGGACCGCGCGGCGCCCGAGCCCCCUGGCGGCAUGCUGAGCCUGGACGUGCUGGGGCUGCUAGCGCAGUUGGCGCGCAGCUUCGCGCUGCUGCUGCCGGUGUACGCGCUCGGCUACCUGGGGUUGAGCUUCAGCUGGGUGCUGCUGGCGCUCGGGUUGCUCGCCUGGUGCCGCCGCAGCCGCGGCCUGAAGGCCAGCCGCCUGUGCCGCGCCCUGGCGCUGCUGGAAGACGAAGAGCGCGCCGUGCGCCUGGGGGUGCGCGCCUGCGACCUGCCGGCGUGGGUUCAUUUUCCAGACACUGAAAGAGCAGAAUGGCUAAAUAAGACUGUAAAGCACAUGUGGCCUUUUAUUUGCCAAUUUAUAGAGAAGCUGUUUCGAGAGACCAUAGAGCCAGCUGUUCGGGGAGCAAAUACCCACCUCGGCACCUUCAGUUUCACGAAGGUGGAUAUGGGCCAUCAGCCCCUUAGGGUCAAUGGUGUUAAGGUAUAUACUGAAAAUGUAGACAAAAGGCAAAUUAUCCUGGACCUUCAGGUUAGUUUUGUAGGAAAUUGUGAGGUUGAUCUGGAGAUCAAACGUUAUUUUUGUAGAGCUGGCGUGAAAAGUAUACAGAUCCAUGGGACAAUGCGGGUGAUCCUGGAGCCCCUGAUUGGAGACAUGCCUUUAGUCGGCGCUUUGUCCCUCUUCUUCCUUAGGAAACCACUUUUAGAGAUUAACUGGACGGGACUGACCAAUCUUCUGGACAUCCCUGGAUUGAAUGGCUUAUCUGAUACUAUCAUCUCGGAUAUAAUAUCAAACUAUCUGGUGCUUCCCAAUCGAAUCACUGUUCCCCUUGUCAGUGAAGUUCAAAUAGAUCAGUUGCGGUUUCCUAUACCAAAGGGUGUUCUGAGGAUACAUUUCAUUGAAGCUCAGGAUCUUCAGGGUAAAGAUACUUAUCUCAAGGGCCUGGUCAAGGGAAAAUCAGACCCCUAUGGAAUUAUCCGUGUGGGCAACCAAAUCUUCCAAAGCAAGGUCAUCAAAGAGAGCCUCAGUCCAAAGUGGAACGAGGUGUACGAGGCCUUAGUCUAUGAGCACCCCGGACAAGAAUUGGAAAUUGAGCUUUUUGAUGAAGAUCCAGACAAAGAUGACUUCUUAGGAAGUCUUAUGAUUGAUCUUACUGAAGUUGAAAAGGAGCGCCUUUUAGAUGAAUGGUUCACUCUGGAUGAGGUUCCCAGAGGAAAGCUCCACCUGAAGCUAGAGUGGCUCACCUUGCUGCCGGAUGCCUCACAUCUUGACAAGGUGCUGACAAACAUCAGAGCUGACAAAGAUCAAGCCAAUGAUGGUCUUUCUUCUGCACUGCUGAUCUUAUAUUUGGAUUCAGCAAGGAACCUUCCGAGUAUCUACGAGGGAAACUUUGGGUGUGGCUACUUAAAAGAGAGGCGAGCAUCGGGACUAGUAUUUUGUGAAAAUACUACCUCAGUCUAUAGAGCACUAUUUACUAACCCAUUAGACAUUAACCCCGGUGUCUUGAAGAAGGCUGCGAUUCAGAGAGCAUUCAAGUCAGGGAAGAAAAUAAACAGCAACCCAAAUCCUCUUGUCCAAAUGUCAGUUGGUCACAAGGCUCAGGAGAGUAAGAUUCGGUAUAAAACCAAUGAACCUGUGUGGGAGGAAAACUUCACCUUCUUCAUUCACAACCCCAAACGGCAAGAUCUUGAGGUUGAGGUCAAAGAUGAGCAGCACCAGUGCAGUCUGGGGAGCCUGAGGAUCUCACUCAGUCAGCUGCUGACGAGUGAGGACAUGACUGUGAACCAGCGCUUCCAACUCAGCAACUCAGGGCCCAACAGCACUUUGAAGAUGAAGAUUGCCCUCAGGGUGCUCCAUCUCGAAAUGCAAGAAAGGCCUCCAAACCACCAACAUUCAGCUCAAGUGAAACGACCCUCCAUUUCCAAAGAAGGGAGGAAAAUGCCUGUCAAGUCUCAGGUGUCUGCAUCUCCAGCCACCAGUGGCAGCAGCACAGCUCCUUCCACACCCAUCAUCGGGGCCAUAGAGAAGCCUGGUGCAGAAGAGAAGGCCCAGCCCUCAGAGGCCGGCCCUCCAGCCCAGCAUGACCUGGGCAGAGGCACCUCCAGCCUCCUGACCUCACCAAGCCACACCUCCAUCAAAGAGCCCACACCUAGUAUCGCCUCAGACAUAUCUCUGCCCAUUGCCACUCAGGAGCUGCGGCAGAGGCUGCGACAGCUUGAAAAUGGCACGAUGCUGGGGCAGUCUCCGCUGGGGCAGAUCCAGCUGACCAUCCGGCACAGCUCCCAGAGAAACAAGCUCAUCGUGGUGGUACACUCCUGCAGAAAUCUCAUCGCUUUCUCAGAAGAUGGCUCUGAUCCAUAUGUCCGCAUGUAUUUAUUGCCAGACAAGAGGAGGUCAGGGAGGAGGAAAACACACGUGUCAAAGAAGACUUUAAAUCCCGUGUUUGAUCAGAGCUUUGAUUUCAACGUGUCGCUCCCCGAGGUGCAGAAGAGAACACUAGAUGUAGCAGUGAAGAACAGUGGCGGCUUCCUGUCCAAAGACAAAGGGCUUCUCGGCAAAGUGCUGGUGGCUCUGGCUUCUGAAGAGCUCACCAAGGGCUGGACCCAGUGGUACGACCUCACAGAGGAUGGGAUGAGACCCCAGGUGGUGACGUAGCCAUGCUGGAUGCAAGGCAGCCUCCUCAGUGACCGCCUGCCCACCUCCACUCAGACACACCCUCUUGCAGACGUACCAAUGUUAUUUUUAUAAUUUCGUGUAUUUUGUUAUACAUACCAUAAUAAUUUUAUAGAAACUCUUGGCAUUUUAGGCAAAUUUGGCCAAUACUAUUGUUGACUUUUUAUGUUGAGUUUCCUCCAGGCUUGGCCAGCCUCUGUGUGUGCAACAGGGUGUGGUCAGCUGUGCCCACUGAGAGGCCAGCGCCUCAACUUGCGUUGCUGCCUUGUUUGUACAGCGCUGUGGUGCACCAUGCCAUGUAAAUAGACUAUUUUUUAAUAAUCUCUACAUGCUGGUUUUGAUUCCCAAAAAAAUGAAUCAAAGAAAUACAUAUUUUCUUCUAAAAUUUUAUUCAAUUCUUAUGGCAAAUAUUCAUUUUCAUCUUUCUAGCACAACAUUCUCAGUGACUUGUUUUGUGGUGUUUCUUUGUAAAAGAGAAAAGUGAAAAGUUUAGUAAAUAUUAUUUCUGCCCAUUAUGAAAAAGUGUUCAAAGUAUUAACAUUUUCAUAAAUAUAAAGGUGUAUCAUUGGGAAGUCAAGUAAAAGGCUUACAAGGAAACAUGCUGCAUAACUGAGUAAUAUAAAAUGUCCAGGGAGUUGUCAUGAUUCCUGAAUCAUGUGUGCUGCUUUGGAAUUUCUAACUUAAAAAAUAUGUUCUGUUUAUUCCAGUUGCUUGUUGUAACUCGUUCAUAAAGUAGUGAGAGACACACAUGUGAUGCUUCCAAAGCCAGGUACAGCCCUUCUGUGUUAGCAGUGAGCAGCUUUCACAAGCCUGCUUGGUUCCCUGUUUCCCAGCCUUUGAUGACAGAAAUGCACACUGUCAUUUUAAAAUGAGUUUUUUAAAGCAGUGAGGUCAAGAUACUGAGGUGAGCAGGGAGGGCAUUACCCUAAGAGCUGAUGGCUGCUCGCUCAUGGGGUCCCGUGAGCACUGGCUCCACAUCCCACACACAGAACCACUGACUCCCACCACCGCCACGCCAGUGGCAGGCCCGCCUUGGGCCCAGCUCUGUUCUGCCACCUAUGGAGCCUGCUGCUCCUCACUGUGUCCUGCAUUUCAUUUUAUGCCAUGACUGACUUUAUUAUCAGGGUAUUGUUACAUGGUUUUCGUUUUGGAGUCUUUUCUUUUUAGAUUAUUAAAAGCAUGUUUUAUACCCUUCAGUGUCACCAAAACCUCUUGUGAGGUAAGGCUGUGUAGCAGUGUCAUAAACUAUGCAUGUCUGUAAGUGAAAUAUGCACAGAAAGAGACUUCAAUAUACAUUUUAAGCUGCAGUAUGAGAGGGGGCUUUCUUAGCCAUUAGAACCUGUGCAACACAUACACAUGUUUGGGGAAAUACAGUUUUGUAACUAAAGCUGAAUGGCAGUGGGUAGCUCCUGUGACCACACAUACCAAAGUGCCUGUGGCAAGCACUGAUUAUUACUUCCACAUGCUCCUCCCGUCGAGCACAUUAUAUUUCACUUACAAUUAUGCUGUGUGUCGUGGAUUUAUUUAUAAUAAUAUCUAUGGCUUCACAGCAUGUUGCACAUAAUCAUAACGACCAAUAUGAUCUCACUGUCUCCUGUCUGUGGACACUUCUCCGAAAUCUCUCUUUAAGUCAUUUCCAAUCAGUAUACAAGAUGGUUUAUUCUGGGAGGAAUUUAUAAAUGUGCCAUGCACACAUGAACAUAUAUGCACAUAAAACAUUUAGCUGGAGAAAAGUAGUGUCCUUAAAUCUAGGUGCUUAUCCGUGGUAUUCAUUUUUUUAAUUAAAAAAAAAAUAGGUCUAUUGAAGGGCUUCUGCCAAUGUCUGUAAAAGAGAAGAAAUAGUUCUUGAAAUUUUAUCAUGCCAAUAAUUUUUCCAACACCCUAAACAUCUGGAGUUGACACCCAGACACACGGUCUGCUCAGUGUAUACUUUACUUACUGCGGUGCUUUAUAAGUUAAACGGUUAGGCACAGUGGACACAAUUCAGGGUGCAGAGCUCAUAGUGAGCUGACCUCAGUGCAGUGAGGCCAGCAGAUUGUCAGCAAGGAUCUGGGCACAAGGUCCUCACUUGCAGACACUUCAGUCCUCUAUAGCUGCUUCCAUUCUCUUACAAAGGAAGAAAGAGAGUCCUGGUCCUGUCUGAACUAUGUAGGGGAAGGCUACAAGUUACCUUCAAGGUGUGCUCAGCAUUCCAGAGGCUUGGUAAUGGAAGAUGCCUUGCUUUGUUCUCAAAAUUUACUUUUAGUUUUAAAAAUGGAUUGUCUAGAAAAAGGGAACUUACUUUUCUACUUUGAGCCAAAACCAGUGGAGGGAAAAUUAGCAUAGGUGAACUUGAGGUGAAGCUCUGUUAGCUUGUACAUGUGGGUUGCUUAUCCUGUGCCUUAAAGUCCAAAGGUGGUGUUUUCGGGUUUCAGACUAAAACAGAAGAAGCCUUAUGACUGUCUUUACCACCAUUCACAGGUAUUCUUUAUCCAGAGGUCAGUCCUGUCAAGAACUCAGGCAGGUGCAGGCAGCGUGGACAGUGUACAUUUGGUUUCUGUUGCUGCAUUCACUCUAGUUCCAGCCGUUUGCCCCCUGAAAGAUUCGGGCAGCAGAGAAUUUCAAUCCCAGAAUGUCCUUUUGCUUAGCUAACUUUACAUGGCAGUGCAUGUAUUUAUUCAAUAAAACUUUUACAUUA